AUGGUUUCUUUCCGAAAGCUCUUCGUGUCGGCUGCAGCCCUCGCUGUCCCCGUAUCUGCUUUCCUGACUCCAGCUCAAAUUGUCAGCACCAUCAAUGUCAUUACGACUAAAAGCCAAGCACUCCAGGUUCCAGCGCAAAGUAUCACUCUUCUCAACGCUCCCUUGAUCGUUGUCGGACUUGGACCUUUGCCGCAAAUCAUUUUUGGCUUUACAGACAUCGUGGUUACGGCUACAGGCGCAAUCGCGCAGCUGCCCGGCACACCUACUGUUUUGCCUGGAGCACCGAGUGAUGCCAUCUUUGAUGCUUUUCGAGAGUUCGUCCGUGUCCACCAGGUCCUCUUAAACAUUCUUAUUGGCAAAGCCGGAUUGUUCAACGCUGUGCCAUUCAUUGGUGCACCUGUUUCUGCCGCACUUCGCCAGAUCGAGAAAGUUGUUGACGCGAUUGCAUUUGGCCUCAUUAAUUUAGUGCAGUCACGCGCUUCAGAUCUGCAGGCGCAAGCCACGUCCCUAAAGGUGACUAUUGAUGUUGCUGUUGAUUCGUACGACGGAAUUUCUCUUGCUAAGCGCGAAAUGUCUCGUCCUCUUAGAUAUGCCCGUCGCGAGGGAUCUACCCCGGUUGCUGUUGCGGCCUGA
Ascochyta rabiei is the source of this 633-nucleotide messenger RNA. RefSeq lists its product as uncharacterized. The record is from RefSeq and is a predicted model, not a curated record. The transcript has 4 exons. NCBI's taxonomy places the organism in Eukaryota, Fungi, Ascomycota, Dothideomycetes, Pleosporales, Didymellaceae. Bases 1 to 633 code for a protein of 210 amino acids.